ACUACUGCUAAAUUUAAAAUCAUCUUCUUUUGGUUCUCAAUGAGUUAAACAGGAAAUCACUUUUCUUCCCUUUGCUCGAAUUUUUAAGUUCCUUUUCUAUUCUUUGACAUCCGUUACAUAACAUUACAUGUUAGUUCAUUGAAUUCUGAUCUGAUUGUAGGAGAUAAACCUUUUUUGGGUUUUGGAAAUUGGGUUCUUUGCAUAAUUGCACUGGCCUUUGCUGAAUUUCUGUUGGGAGGAUCCGGUGGAAACUAGCUGUUCUCUGUUUUGCUACUGGUUGUGGGAUGUGGCACAUUGCCAAAACUAAAGAAAGCUUGAAUUUCUUCUGUUCCUAUAUUUUGAUCCAGGAAAGGAAGCUUGAGUGUUUUUCACAAUCCUUGAUCUGAAAGGAAGCCGUUUUUGGCCUAUUUUUCUAUGAGCCUCCUGGUUUUAGACCAAAAAUGGAGCAAUUUCGACAGAUCGGGGAGGUGCUAGGGAGUUUGAAGGCUUUAAUGGUAUUUCGUGACAGCAUCCAGAUCAACCAGAGGCAAUGCAUUUUGUUACACGAUAUGUUUAGUUUCGCAUACAGAUCGAUAGCAGAUGAAAUGAGAGAGAACCUGAAAUUUGAAGAAAGGAACAUCAAAUGGAAAGUUCUUGAAAUGCCUUUCAGAGAGCUCCACAGGGUUUUCAAAGAAGGGGAAGCCUACAUCAGGCAGAGCUUGGAAUCCAGAGACUGGUGGGCUAAAGCCAUUACUCUCUAUCAGAAUUCGGAUUGCGUCGAGUUACAUAUCCAUAACUUGCUUUCCUGCAUCCCUGUUGUCAUCGAAGCAAUCGAAACUGCAGCAGAAUUAUGUGGUUGGGAACAAGAUGAAAUGCAAAAGAAGAGGCGGGUGUACUCCAACAAGUACCAUAAAGAAUGGAUUGAUCCUCAGCUUUUCCAGUGGAGAUUUGCAAAGCAGUACCUUAUUACACAAGAUUUUUGCAAUAGGAUUGACACUGUUUGGAAAGAAGAUAGAUGGAUCCUUCUAAACAAAAUCCUGGAAAAGAAAAGCAUGGGUUCGAGAAAGCAGGAGCGCAAACUUGCAGAUUUGCUUUUGAGAAACUUAGAUAGUUCAGAGUCUUUGAAUGGGAGGCUCUUACCGAGUACAAUGCUAUUAGGGUCUAAGGACUACCAGGUUAGACGGCGGCUUGGAAACGGGAGUCAAUAUAAGGAGGUCUACUGGUUAGGUGAAAGCUUUGCUUUGAGACAUUUUUUUGGAGACGUAGAAGCAGUAGCUCCUGACAUUUCUUCUUUAUUAUCUCUUUCCCACCCAAACAUACUGCAUUUCCUCUGUGGAUUUACUGAUGAUGAGAAGAAGGAAUGUCAUUUGGUCAUGGAACUAAUGAAUAAAAGCCUUCGCAACUACGUAAAAGAGAUUUGUGGCCCAAGAAAGCGAGUACCAUUUUCUCUUGCGGUUGCUGUUGAUCUAAUGCUUCAAAUAGCGAGAGGAAUGGAAUAUCUCCACUCAAAUAAAAUCUACCACGGUGAUUUAAAUCCUUCCAACAUUCACGUCAAGUCAAGAGGAAUGUUCACGGAAGGGUACAUGCAGGCAAAGGUUUCAGGAUUUGGCUUAUCUUCCAUAGUUCAUUUACCACAAAAGAACACAUUGAUGAACCAGAAUGAAACCCUGCCAUUCGUCUGGCAUGCUCCAGAGGUUCUAGAAGAGCAGGAGCAGACAGGAAGUAAAGGGAAUUCAAAGUACACAGAAAAAGCUGAUGUUUACAGCUUCGGAAUGAUUUGCUUUCAGCUUCUAACUGGAAAAGUCCCAUUUGAAGAUAGCCAUCUUCAAGGGGACAAAAUGAGCCCAAACAUCAGGGCAGGGGAGAGGCCAUUAUUUCCUUUCCAGUCACCAAAAUGUGUAACCAACCUGACCAAGAAAUGUUGGCAUGCUGAUCCAAAUCUACAGCCUAGCUUCUCAUCCAUCUGCAGAAUUCUUCGGUAUGUAAAACGGUCCCUUCUAAUGAAGCCUGAUUAUUAUAACAACCAGUCAGAAUUACCAAUGCCAGUGGUGGAUUACUGUGACAUUGAGUCAAAGCUUCAACGAAAAUUCCCCACAUGGGAGGCUUCCAAUCCGUUACCUAUAUCACAAAUCCCUUUUCAGAUGUUUGUUUAUAGAGUACUGGAAAAGGAGAAAAUAGGUCAUUCUCUCAAAGACACUUCAGAAUCAGGAAGUGACAGAACUUCAGUUAGUGGGGAUGAAAAUGCCACUGCUGAUGACCCAUUGUCAUCAACAACUGAGAGGAGGUCCUUACCUUCGCCUGAAUCGACUCCCAGGAGACUUUCAGCAUUGAAAAAAUCUCCUGAUAUUAGAGCAAAACAUCCAGUGACACCAAAAGGAAGAGCAGUAAGACCUCCUCAACUGAGCCGUUGUGGGCGCAGUUUAAGAAUGAAUUCAGAAAGCCAGCUACUUCUAACAAGUCCAAGAAUACGGAGGACAGCAUCCGGUCAUGCCUCAGAUUCCGAGCUCUCCUAGCCUUCAACACUUUGAGCACUCAGACACAGAAAGAAAGCUGAUCUAGUUUCCAGUGAUUAAAUGCUUUUCCAGAUCAAUUAUAGUGAAAAGCACACCUCCAGCUGAAGAUAUA
Theobroma cacao (cacao) is the source of this 2604-nucleotide messenger RNA. RefSeq lists its product as uncharacterized. Gene Ontology annotation, molecular function: protein kinase activity; ATP binding. Gene Ontology annotation, cellular component: cytoplasm. The record is from RefSeq and is a predicted model, not a curated record. Lineage: Eukaryota; Viridiplantae; Streptophyta; Magnoliopsida; Malvales; Malvaceae. Gene Ontology annotation, biological process: signal transduction; protein phosphorylation.